This is a messenger RNA of Emiliania huxleyi CCMP1516, 711 nucleotides long. RefSeq lists its product as hypothetical. NCBI's taxonomy places the organism in Eukaryota, Haptophyta, Isochrysidales, Noelaerhabdaceae. Gene Ontology annotation, molecular function: calcium ion binding. The transcript has 2 exons. The record is from RefSeq and is a predicted model, not a curated record. The coding region runs from base 1 to 711 and encodes 236 amino acids.
AUGGAUCCGCCAGCGAGAGAGGUGGCGGUGAGCCGACAGGAAGCGCUGGAGCUCAUUGACAAGCUCGACCUCAACGGCGACGGCAAGCUGAGCAAGAGCGAGAAGGCGGUGGUUGAGGCCAGAUUUGAGGCACUCGAGGCAACCACGGAUGUCAAUGGCGAUGGGCGCGUGAGCAGGCACGAGGCGCUGGACCUGAAUGGGGACGGGCGGGUGACAAAGAGCGAGAAGGACGAGCUGGACGCCAACGGCGACGGCGCAAUCAGCAAGCUCGAGGCGGUGAGCCUACGGGGGGUGAUCCGUGACGCUCACGCAGACGAGGCGGGACUGCUCGAGAUCCUUCACCGCCAUGGGGUUGAAGCCGUCGCCUCGGGCGAGCUGAGCGAGGAGCUGCUCCAAUGGAAACACGCGCUGCCGCCGGCAAGCGAUGGCGCGCGGCACCUACCGCUGCUUGGCCUCUGGGCAACGCAAGGCAACGCAACCAACGAGCUAGCCCUUGCCUUUGUCAGCCUCGCGGUGCUGCUUUCCGUCGCGGGCUACGUGUGGCGAUGCCUCCUUGGGCGCCGCUACCGCCAGAUGCACGCGAGCGCUUCUCCGUCUAACGACAAUUUGGUUCAGCCUAGCGUUAUGCGCAUGGACUCGGACGAGCUGCAGGAGCUACCGCCACGCGCUAUGCCGGUCCGCCAACUUAAACCGGCAGCAGUCGUGAAUUGA